UUUUGUUGCGCGUGCGUCAGUCAUCGGAUCCAAAGCGGCUCCCGAUUGGUCCUCGUCGCGCGCGUCACUGCGCCGCGCCCGCCCGCGAGUGAGCCGCCGACUACAAAAGUGUCGGAGCGGGCGCGGGGGGCUCCGGAUCGAGUCCACGUGCUCCGCAGCCCCCGCCCCGACCCGCCUCCCCCCCCCGUCCCCAGUCCCCAGUCCCCAGUCCCCGCUCCCCUCGCGGCCUCGCGGCCUUCGGGCCUUCGGGCGCCACGAUGGAGCUGCCGGAACUGCGGGCCUUCGCCGACGCCGACGCCGGCGACGACUUUUACGACGACGCGUGCUUCGACGCGGAGGACGCGCGCUUCUUCGACGAGCUCGACGCGGAUCCCCGCCUGGCGCACGCGCACGCGCCGCUCCCGCCGCAGCAGCACCCGGUUGAGCGCGACGAGCACGUGCGCGCGCCCAGCGGGCACCACCAGGCGGGCCGCUGCCUGCUGUGGGCGUGCAAGGCGUGCAAGCGCAAGACCACCAACGCCGACCGCCGCAAGGCCGCCACCCUGCGCGAGCGACGCCGUCUGGGGAAGGUCAACGACGCCUUCGAGACGCUCAAGCGCUGCACGUCGGCCAACCCCAACCAGAGGCUGCCCAAGGUGGAGAUCCUGCGCAACGCCAUCGGCUACAUUCAGGCGCUGCAGGCCCUGCUGCGCGGCGACGCCCGGGACGCCCGGGACGCCUUCUGCCCGCUCGCCGACGCCUACGGCGGAGACUCGGACGGCUCCAGCCCGCGCUCCAACUGCUCCGACGGCAUGACCGACUUCAGCGGGCCCGCCACGCGACCCCCUUCGGACCCCAAAACCUUUUGGAGCGACCACAAGGGUGGCGAGCGCGCGCCGGCGGCGUCCAGCCUGGAUUGUUUGUCCAGCAUCGUGGAGAGAAUCUCGACCGACGGCGGGGACGCGCCGCCGCGGGACCCCAAGCCGGUCUACCAAAUCCUCUAGCGCGGCGCCGCUCCCGGAAGGCCGCUUCGAGGCCAGCGCCGGGGGGCCUGCGCCGGAACUGACGUCACAACGCCCUCCGCCCGAGGAGAAGCCUGGAGGUCACGUGACGACGCUCCGAGAAAUCAAAAUGACUUGUCACCAUAACGAGAUGAUUUCCAAAAUAGCUCUCAAACGUUGACAGCCGGAUAUUUUGCAAACGAACCCCCCAAAAAAAUGAUUGAUUAUUGAGGAGAUUUUCAAGGGCUCUCUCGGCCCUUUCGUAGUCCUUGAAGUGCUUCCACAUUUCUGCUGAAUCGCAACUAAAAAUUCGGAAAAAUGUGAAAAUUUCGUCAAAAGCGAAAAUUCUUCCUGCGUCCUGUCAUGGAUUCGGACUUAAACAAACAAACAAAAAAAUGUUUGCACCCUGCAUCCAUUUUGAUCAACACGAACAAUAAUAAGCACACACGAUGUUAUUGAAAUGAGAAAAAGAUGAAUUGUCACCGCCCGCCCCCCUCCACAAAAUGGCAACGCAUCCCGCUAAUGAGCAGAAAUUGUCAUGAUCGUAACAAUCAACAAAAUCGAUCAUAGCGACCGAGCUUACAUUCCUCCACCUCAACGAGAAAGAAAAAGUUGGCGAGUCGAUUUCUUUCUGGCCCCGCUUGCAGCACAGGACCAUUUUCUUUUAUGAUUAUUACUAUUCUAAUUUUUUUUUUUUUUUUUUUUUUUUUUGGUGUACACUUGAGCUGGAGUUGUAAAUAAGAGCGUUUGUUCAAUGUAUUUAAUGCCUUCCUUCCUCCCUUCCUUCCUUCCUUUUUCUUUCUUUCUUAGUUUUUGUUUGUCGUGAAAUAAGAAUGUUAAACUUUAUAUUUAUACAAAUGGAGUGACACCACAAUUCUAAUAAAUAUUAUACUUUAUUUAUACUAAACCACUCUCUUUGCGUGUCUGUGUGAGUGUGUGUGUUUUUUUUUUUUUUACGUAUAACUUUUGUAUUUAUUCUCACGGACAAUUUUAUUUAUUUUACGAAAUGAAACUCGACUAACAAACAUGCUAUAUUUGUUCAACAUGCAAAAACUCA
This is a messenger RNA of Syngnathoides biaculeatus (alligator pipefish), 2037 nucleotides long. RefSeq names its product myogenic differentiation 1 (gene myod1). Lineage: Eukaryota; Metazoa; Chordata; Actinopteri; Syngnathiformes; Syngnathidae. The record is from RefSeq and is a predicted model, not a curated record. Gene Ontology annotation, molecular function: DNA-binding transcription factor activity, RNA polymerase II-specific; protein dimerization activity; RNA polymerase II cis-regulatory region sequence-specific DNA binding. The coding region runs from base 258 to 983 and encodes 241 amino acids. The transcript has 3 exons. Gene Ontology annotation, biological process: positive regulation of myoblast differentiation; muscle organ development; regulation of transcription by RNA polymerase II.